AUGGCAAACAGAACGGAAAAGAAUUCAGCCCCAACAUCGAAAAGACAGUCUCUCAAAACCCAAUCAAUUUUCAACAAUUACCCCUCUUGGAAAAACAAGUUGAGGGAAAACUGUUACAAAAGAGUGCGUGAAGACAGGACCCGAUUGCUCUGGAACAUGAGGUUGCCCACUGCUAAAUCUGCUGAUAACAAGGAUUUUAUCAAAUCUGCUUUCAAGGAGAUAGUUUCUGAUGAACUGGAAAAAAUUAAGAACUCGUCGUCAAAUGAGCAGUUGAAAUUUCCAACUUGUGCCCUUGAGGCAAGUGAUGAGGUACUAUGGGAAUAUGAUGGUCUUCAUGAUGCUUAUCAAUGCGAGUGCGAAGAGAUUUUGUUAGAAAUGCAAAGGAUCUUCUACGAAGAUCUCAGAGAUGAGACAACUAAAAAAGAACCAGAAAACUAUAUUGAAACCUGGGAAGACAAAGAAGAUGAUUACUUGGCUCGUGCUGUUUAUGAACAAAUGCAAUUGAGUGACAAGAAGGUGGCCAAGGAAAUCUGGUGUCCCAUAUGUAAACAAGGAGAGUUGCAAGAGAACCAUCAGCGCAUAUAUUGCAGUCUUUGUGAACUUCAACUCAAUAAAGGCGAUGAGGUUAACUUGGCCAUAUUGCAGACCCGACUAGCAGAAGCCCAUGAGGAACAUCUUGAUCGUGGCUGUAGAUCGAAACCGAAGUUUUGCAUUGAAACUAGAUUUGGUUUAACUGCGUUAUUUAUUGUUUGUCAGGAUUGCGAUACCUUUGAGAGAACAUUAUGGAAUAGCAGUAAGUUUGGAGCUGCAUGCUUGCAUUUGGUUUUUACAGAGUUGUACCCUUGUGUUUUACUUGGAAAGCUGUUAAAGACGCUCAAAUAUUAUAACUCAGAUAUUAGUGAAAGUUAUCCAGAGUACAAUUGGGAUGUGACAAAUGAGGGUCUUAGACAAGUGUUUCUUGACAAGUGA
Molecule: messenger RNA, 969 nt
Organism: Dovyalis caffra
Lineage: Eukaryota; Viridiplantae; Streptophyta; Magnoliopsida; Malpighiales; Salicaceae
Source: the annotation of a GenBank genome assembly